Molecule: messenger RNA, 2218 nt
Organism: Cynara cardunculus var. scolymus (artichoke)
Lineage: Eukaryota; Viridiplantae; Streptophyta; Magnoliopsida; Asterales; Asteraceae
Product: arginine--tRNA ligase, chloroplastic/mitochondrial-like
Exons: 18
Coding region: 1-1932 (643 amino acids)
Biological process (GO): arginyl-tRNA aminoacylation
Cellular component (GO): cytoplasm
Molecular function (GO): ATP binding; arginine-tRNA ligase activity
Source: RefSeq, a predicted model, not a curated record
AUGUUUUUAAUCGAGAAACCUUUUCUCUCUCCUCGCCUCCAUCUCCUCCGCCCCCCUCCUCAUCCUCAUCCGUCGUCAUCUACCUUCCCAUCCCGUAAUUAUAUUCUGAAAGAAACAUCUAGAAGAAGCUUUCCAGUUAAGUGGGCACAUUCCACAUCAACCAUGGCUGCAGCAACUGAGGAUAAUUGGAGCCUUAAAGACCAAAUAGCAAAGGUGUUUGAGGUCUCACUUAAAGUUACUGUCCCUGAUGAGCCAGAAGUCGCGCCUUUAAUUGCUGCCUGUGCUAAAAAAGAAUUUGGUGAUUACCAAUGCAACAAUGCCAUGAGCUUAUGGUCCAAAAUAAAAGGCAAGGGUACAGAAUUUAGAGGUCCACAACCUGUUGGACAGGCCAUCAUGAAAAAUCUUCCAACAUCUGAGAUGAUAGAAUCAACAUCCAUAGCUGGUCCUGGCUUUGUUAACGUUAAGUUAUCAAGGCAAUGGAUGGCAAAGAGUAUCCAAAAGAUGCUAAAAGAUGGUAUAGAGACAUGGGCACCAAAACUUCCUGUCAAAAGGGCAAUAGUAGAUUUUUCAUCACCCAACAUAGCAAAAGAAAUGCAUGUGGGACAUUUACGAUCGACUAUCAUUGGAGACACACUAGCACGUAUGCUUGAGUAUUCCAAAGUUGAAGUGCUUAGAAGAAAUCAUGUUGGGGACUGGGGUACGCAGUUUGGAAUGUUGAUCGAGUUCUUAUUUGAAAAGUUCCCUGAUGGGGAGGUUAGUGAUCAAGCUAUUGGAGACCUUGAGACGUUCUAUAAGGCAUCGAAGCAGAGAUUUGAUGGUGACCCUGAGUUCAAAGAUAGAGCCCAGAAGGCGGUGGUCAGUCUCCAGGGCGGCGAGGAAAAGUACCGGAAGGCAUGGGCACAAAUCUGUGAGAUAAGUCGGAAGGGCUACGGAAAAGUAUAUGAGCAUCUGGGAGUCCACUUGGAAGAAAAGGGUGAAAGCUUUUAUAAUCCCUACAUUCCUGGGACACUUGAUCUGCUGAGGGAAAAGGGAUUGAUUGAAGAAAGUGAAGGAGCUCAGGUGAUCUUUAUUGAAGGAAAAAAGAUACCCCUUAUCGUUGUGAAGAGAGAUGGAGGUUUCAACUAUGCUUCAACAGAUCUUGCAGCGCUGUGGUAUCGCCUUAAUGAGGAAAAAGCCGAGUGGAUAAUAUACGUCACUGAUGUGGGCCAGCGAGAACACUUUGAAAUGUUUUUCACUGCUGCUAAACGUGCAGGGUGGCUUCCGACCGAUGAGAGCAAAUACCCUAAAACCAAUCAUGUUGGAUUUGGUCUUGUUCUGGGCGACGAUGGGAAGAGAUUCCGAACGCGUAGUAGUGAAGUGGUAAAGUUGGUUGAUUUGCUUGAUGAAGCCAAAACUCGUUGUAAAGCAGCCCUUGUGGAGCGAGGUAAGGCUGCUGAGUGGACUGCUGAGGAGCUUGAGCAUACUGCUGAAGCAGUUGGAUAUGGUGCUGUUAAGUAUGCUGACCUGAAGAACAAUAGAUUGACCAAUUACACAUUUAAUUUUGAUCAGAUGCUUAAUGAUAAGGGAAAUACUGCCGUCUAUCUGCUGUAUGCACAUGCUCGGAUUUGUUCAAUUAUUCGGAAAUCUGGUAAAGACGUAGAGGAGCUGAAGAAGGAGGGACAAUUAAUAUUGGAAAAAGAGGAAGAACGCAAGCUGGGAUUACAUUUGCUCCAAUUUGCCGAGAUUGUCGAAGAUGCUUGCACAAAUCUAUUACCCAAUAUUUUGUGCGAAUACCUAUACGACCUAUCUGAGAAGUUCACCAGUUUUUACUCCGAGUGCCAGGUGGUUGGAUCUGCUGAGGAGACAAGCAGAUUAUUGUUAUGUGAGGCAACUGCAUUGGUAAUGAGGCAAUGUUUUCAUCUUUUGGGGAUCACUCCUGUCUACAAAAUCUGAUCUCUAAUUUUACAUUUUGGACCCUAUGAAUUUCAUUUGAUGCUAAAUACACCCCUUGGAAGUUGUAAGCAUUCAUAUGGGUCCCUUUUUUUUCUAAUUUUUGAGCAUUUGGGCAUCUUCUAUGACUAGAUAAUGAUUGUAACACAAAGUAUAUGUUAUAAAACCUUACAAAACAUUCUAUCUUGAAAACUAAAAAGGAUUGUUUUGCACAUUUUUUCUGUUUCUUGUAACAGUUAAAUAUUGUAAUUUCGAUUACCGGUUUUCGGUGGUCCCUUGAUUGGUUACG